Messenger RNA from Nerophis lumbriciformis (worm pipefish), 585 nucleotides. The record is from RefSeq and is a predicted model, not a curated record. NCBI's taxonomy places the organism in Eukaryota, Metazoa, Chordata, Actinopteri, Syngnathiformes, Syngnathidae.
AUGUCUCCUAACGUGACUUGUGAUGCAAUGGCAUCCCCUUCUCAGAGGCCCACCGUGGCCAAAAGGAAAGAAGCUUUUGAGCUCAGAAAGACUAUGAAACCUUUGGUGGAAAAAAGAAGGCGCGCUCGCAUUAAUGACAGCCUGAACCACUUGAAAGAGUUGAUUCUUCCUCUCACUGGCAGAGAUAAGAGUCGGUACUCCAAGUUGGAAAAAGCAGACAUUCUGGAGAUGACUGUGAGGUUCCUCAGUGACAUUCCCCCUGUCCAAAAUAAAAAUUCCACAGACAGUUACAAAGAGGGCUACAAAGCUUGUCUCCAACGCGCGUCUGCUCUCCUUCCCAACUGCAGCUUGCAGCGGGACGCCUGCAAGCAGGUGGCCGACUUCAUCCAACGAUCCUCGGCGGCAACAAGCAAUCGGCAGUGUCUCAAAUGCUGCAGCCAGAACCCAACGGCUUUCCCGCACAUCCAGCAGAGGCUCCUCAGCCUCAAAUCCAGUUUGGGUCACAAACCUGACGGAACGCUGUCUCACGGCAGAUCUGUGUCUGCUCCACAGCACGACAGCGUCACCAUGUGGAGACCGUGGUAG